AUGAAAGAGCGAGCGCGCGACAGAGGAAGACGACGGUGUGAAAAGGGACCAGGGAUCCCAAGACGGGUACGCGAACGAAGUUUUCACAUCGUUCGUCGACGACUUGGUUUCGUUGGAAAUUGUGACGAUGAAUUGGAGGAGAAAGAAAGGAGGCAAUGGCUAUGGCUGUGCGAGGAAGGCGAUGGGCCUCGCAUCGCAUCGCAUCGCAUGCACGUCGCAGCGGAGCUCAUCUUCGAGUCACUGCCCAAUUCAAUUUGUCAUCGUCCUGCCAGAAUGGUUCUUGGAGAUGAGCUUAUUGUCUUUGUGGCCUGGGGAAGAACAUUCUUUGUUGAUUGGGAGAUUUUAUUUGAGUUCAAAUCCGAUUACCAAGACGUUGUUAAGGUCCUUGGUGUAGGUGACGGAGAGGUGUUGAGGGAGAUCGCAAGGCACAGGUCGGUUGAACACGUUGAUGUUUGUGAGUUCGAUAAUCCAGUUGAUUGUUCCCAUGUCGCAGAGCUGCCGAAUUAUCUUUUUUGGUUUCAAUUGGAGUUUCUGAAAUCAUGGGUAUCGAAGCUUCUGGAGUUUCGAGCGAAGUCUCGCGACAGGUAUUUCAGAGUGAUGAAGGUGUCUUGUAGUUCCAAGGUUUAGAAUCACUAAGAUUUUAGGUAGCGAAGCUUUAUACUAACCUGGAUCCAUUUAGGCAUGUAGUGGAGUGGCUGGCUUUAUUCUCUACUCUACACUAGAUCCCGCUGUUAAUUCUUGAGACGCUCGUGACUCUAUCGAUCAAGCAGUAGACUCUGACAAUUCUUCCAAGUGUCAUACGAAGUUCAAUAAUUCAGCUGCUCUUUUCUUAUUACUUGUUGAACUUCAUAGAUGCUAUGUGAACUGAAGUGCAGUUACCUUCAGCUUUUUCUAAUAUUUUCAGAAUGAAUUUGAAGAAACUAACUUCGUUGGAAUAAA
Molecule: messenger RNA, 939 nt
Organism: Physcomitrium patens
Lineage: Eukaryota; Viridiplantae; Streptophyta; Bryopsida; Funariales; Funariaceae
Source: RefSeq, a predicted model, not a curated record